Molecule: messenger RNA, 1820 nt
Organism: Microtus ochrogaster (prairie vole)
Lineage: Eukaryota; Metazoa; Chordata; Mammalia; Rodentia; Cricetidae
Gene: Phb1
Product: prohibitin 1
Biological process (GO): mitochondrion organization
Cellular component (GO): mitochondrion; membrane
Source: RefSeq, a predicted model, not a curated record
GCUGGGGAAUUCAUGUGGAGGUCAGAGUGGAGGCAGGUGAGCGUGGUAGGGGUGGUGCAGGCCUCUGUUUGUGUGAGUGGGUGCAACAGAAGGAAUCAUGGCUGCCAAAGUGUUUGAGUCCAUCGGAAAGUUCGGCCUGGCUUUAGCAGUGGCAGGAGGCGUGGUGAACUCCGCCUUGUAUAAUGUGGAUGCUGGGCACAGAGCUGUCAUCUUUGACCGAUUCCGUGGAGUACAGGAUGUCGUGGUAGGGGAAGGGACUCACUUUCUCAUCCCUUGGGUACAGAAACCAAUUAUCUUUGACUGUCGCUCGCGCCCACGGAAUGUACCAGUCAUCACUGGUAGCAAAGAUUUGCAGAACGUCAACAUCACACUACGUAUCCUCUUCCGGCCGGUGGCCAGCCAGCUCCCUCGUAUCUACACCAGCAUUGGCGAGGACUAUGAUGAGCGGGUGCUGCCUUCCAUCACUACAGAGAUCCUCAAGUCGGUGGUGGCUCGCUUUGAUGCUGGAGAAUUGAUCACCCAGCGAGAGCUGGUCUCCCGGCAGGUGAGCGAUGACCUCACAGAGAGAGCAGCAACAUUUGGGCUCAUUCUGGAUGAUGUGUCCUUGACACAUCUGACCUUCGGGAAGGAGUUCACAGAAGCAGUGGAAGCCAAACAGGUGGCUCAGCAGGAAGCGGAGAGGGCCAGAUUUGUGGUGGAAAAGGCUGAGCAGCAGAAGAAGGCAGCCAUCAUCUCUGCUGAGGGCGACUCCAAGGCAGCCGAGCUGAUCGCCAACUCCCUGGCCACGGCAGGCGAUGGCCUGAUUGAGCUGCGGAAGCUGGAAGCAGCUGAGGACAUUGCUUACCAGCUCUCUCGCUCUCGGAACAUCACCUACCUGCCAGCGGGGCAGUCGGUGCUACUCCAGCUUCCCCAGUGAGGCCCCCUGCUUGCACCUUCUCAGGCCAACCAGGCCAUGGCCUCCAUCAUUCUGAACACACUUUCCUUCUGCCCCACCCCAGAAAUCACUGUGAAAUUCCAUGAUUGGCUUAACGUGAAGGAAAUAAAAGCAGAAUCACUUCAGAUCUGUAAUUACCAAAUGAAACUUUUGUUGUUCCGCUUUUUUAUCCACUUUCAUAUACAGAAUUGCCAAGCGCUUAUGCAGACCGGCUUUGCGCCUUUGGAGCCUGCCGGCCUCCCACCGUAGGCGCUGACAGUUGGCAGAAGACAGGCAGAGCAGUGUGUGAUGGAUAGGCGCACAGCUGGCGGCUUGGGUAGACCUAGAGCCUCCAUCCUGUUGUAUAUUGAAGAUCUGAGGACGUUGGCACACACAGUUGAACCAGAAAGGCAAGCCCUCAGUUUUUCCAGCCAUUUGAACCUGCACGGACACAGCUGGGGAAGGCCAGAGGAAGUGGUCUAUCUUAACCAUAAGGCCCAUUCCCUCUGACUGUGACUAGUGGAAGCAGGUGUGUGCGAACAGGGCUUGGAGCGAGGAAUCCGCCCAGCAAGGUGGGUGGGCCUAGUUGUGCUGCCCCUGUCAGAGCCCAAACACCGGGAUGGACUUGGAGUAGCACAAGAGGCCUGGACUGAGAUGUGAGUCCUGCUGAAGACUUCCUUUCCACUCCCUACAUUGGUCCUCUCCAAUGCCCAAUGGGAUUGCAGCUUGAAGGAUUGCAUCCUGCGGGGCUGAGCACACCUGCCAAGGACAUGUGCAUCUGCCUUCCUGCUCCCUCUAAAAGAUUGCCCUUCCUUCCCAAGGGUUGUGGGGCCAGUGCUCCGAAGGAAGCAAUCAAGGGAAGAAAACACAAUGUAAGCUGCUGUCAAUAAAUGACACCCAGACCUUC